Messenger RNA from Dendronephthya gigantea, 684 nucleotides. RefSeq names its product plasminogen-like. Gene Ontology annotation, cellular component: extrinsic component of plasma membrane. Gene Ontology annotation, biological process: proteolysis. NCBI's taxonomy places the organism in Eukaryota, Metazoa, Cnidaria, Anthozoa, Malacalcyonacea, Nephtheidae. Gene Ontology annotation, molecular function: endopeptidase activity; signaling receptor binding. The transcript has 4 exons. The record is from RefSeq and is a predicted model, not a curated record. The annotation marks the transcript as partial.
CUCGAGAGGCUUGGGGAGUUAAAAAUAAGUCUUUAUUCGAAGAUUAGCGUUACCAAAGUGCGAAUAUGCAUUCCAAUCCUAAAUAUAUACCUUUGUCAUUUAUUUUUUCCGAGUUGUGACAGAACGCAAAGUGUUUAUAAAGAGAAGGCAGCUUGUCGUGAAACACGCGUUAACGUGUACCACUUAUGUGACUAUGUAAGCAUCAGGGAGACUUUUAAAAAGUAUUUUUCAAUUCGGUGGUCGGGUGCGACACCAGAAAGAAAGAAAUUCAUACUUGGAGAUCUACAACCAGUCCGAAAUGCGGGUGACUCGCCAGAAUGCUGGUACACUGAAUUCAGAAACACAACAGAUAGACUCACAAUAGUAGGAACAAGUGCAAAUAUAGAUUGUCUAUACUUAAACGGAAGCAGCUACAAUGGUAACAUAUCAGUGACAUCUUCGGGUAUUCCAUGCCAAUCAUGGACAGAACAAUGUCCACAUCGUCAUACCAUGAACACCACAUAUCCAGAAUUAAAUAACGCCAAGAAUUACUGUCGUAAUCCCAAGAACUCAGGACAACGGCCUUGGUGUUUUACUACAGAUAGGAACAAAAGAUGGGAGUACUGUGAGAUUCCUAAAUGUACACCAGUUGACGGUAAUUAUGGGAAUUGGUCAUUAAAAGAUAAGUGUAAUGUGAGUUUUUGA